UUCCCGGAACAACGGGAACAUGACCACGUGAUUCACACACGGCGUUUGUAAACACGGCGUGUUUAUGCGGCUUUCCAACUGAAUACUGAGCGGUCCCUAAAGCGCGUUUCAUUUCACUCCUGUUUAAAGUGAAAGAUGGAGGUGGAAACAGGAAGGCCGUAUUUCUUCGGUGAUAUCGGCUUCUGGUCGGAGAGGACAGAGGUACACAAGGCUGCAUAUCAAGGCCAGGUGUCCCAUCUGCAGUCACUGAUCCAGAGUGGAGCUUCAGUCAAUAUAGUAGCUGUCGACUCCAUCACUCCUCUCCAUGAGGCAGCUAUCCGAGGACAGACACAGUGUGUGAGGCUGCUGCUGGAUGCCGGAGCACAGGUGGAUGCGAGGAACGUGGAUGGCAGCACUCCUCUGUGUGAGGCCUGUUCUGCUGGGAGCUCUGAAUGUGUGCGGCUCCUCCUUGAGUACGGGGCAAAGGUUAACCCCGCCCUUACUUCUCGCACCACAUCCCCACUACAUGAGGCCUGCAUUGGAGGAAACGCUGAGUGUGUAAAGCUCAUGAUAGCAAAUGGAGCCAGUCUGGAAGCCUAUGAUCUGUACAACGGCACUCCACUUCAUGUAGCCUGCGCUAACCAGCACAUGGAGUGUGUCAAAGUGCUACUCAAUGCAGGAGCGAAAGUAAACGCAGUCCGGCUGCACGAGACAGCGCUACACCAUGCAGCAAAGGCCAACGACGUAGAAAUGAUCAAGCUGCUGGUUGAGUUCGGGGCAAACAUCUACGCCAAAGACAAGCACGAGAGGAAACCCGUCGACUACACCAGGCCUGACACACCCGCUGCUCUGUGUAUGCAGCUUUACGAGAGUUGUCCUCUGUCUCUGCAGCAGCUGAGCCGUAUCACACUAAGGCGUGUCCUGGGCACCAGAGCGCUGCCGGUCAUCACCCAACUGAACCUUCCCAAUUUCAUCAUUUGCUACCUCUCAUACCUGUGCCCUUUAUGGUCAAAGUUGGUGCACAUGUUAACUUGUAAUUGCCUGUCAGCAAAUUAAGGGCUAAACAGGUGUACACAGUUGGAGAACAAAACAAAGACAGGUGGAGACGGGACAAAAACCAAUACAAAGGCGCAUGGCGAUCACCACACAAAGGGGGAAUCCAUGACAGCAAUAAAUAAAAUGGAAACUUGACCCAAGAACCCACACUUUAUAUACACACACACAAUAAAAAGAUAGACUUGAAGUGUCAAAAUCAGAGCAGGAUGGAUGGGGUUGAGCUCUGAAGGACAUGAGUCGCUCUCCUCAUCUCAACUGUUGUUGAGAUGGAAGUUGAGACAAGUGACUAAAUGACACUUCAGAAACUCUUUUGUAUUGCAUUGAACUUCAACGCUGUUGUUACUACUUCAUUAAAUUCUGUUAGUAGGAUCUUGUAGGUUGGCAUAUUCUCCAAAAAAGCAAGCAUUCCUGAUUGGAAAUAAAAACUGGAUGUAUAGUAAGAGGUAAUUAAUGUUUAGGUCAACGGAGCACAAAAUCUAAUCAUCACGUCAUCACCUGUGCUCUGCCUUUAUUAUCAGCUUUCCUGUCGUUCUGGUCUGAUUAGUUCUGCUUCUCAGAACAACCUUGCGUGCAACAUCCGUGUUCACCUUUAACGGCUCUUAUUAAAUGCUCUUAUUACUUCUACAACAUCAGUGAUGAGUCAGUGCAUUUGAAUAGCAGAAAAUCUCAAGAAAGGUCACAACCUAUUUCACUAUGGAAACAAAACAUCACCAAC
Molecule: messenger RNA, 1750 nt
Organism: Ictalurus punctatus (channel catfish)
Lineage: Eukaryota; Metazoa; Chordata; Actinopteri; Siluriformes; Ictaluridae
Gene: asb13a.2
Product: ankyrin repeat and SOCS box containing 13a, tandem duplicate 2
Exons: 7
Coding region: 136-1035 (299 amino acids)
Biological process (GO): positive regulation of protein catabolic process; intracellular signal transduction; protein ubiquitination
Molecular function (GO): protein binding
Source: RefSeq, a predicted model, not a curated record